Messenger RNA from Nicotiana tabacum (common tobacco), 1791 nucleotides. The record is from RefSeq and is a predicted model, not a curated record. Lineage: Eukaryota; Viridiplantae; Streptophyta; Magnoliopsida; Solanales; Solanaceae.
AUGAAUGUCAAAUUUCAGGAAUAUGUUUUCCCCUUUAAACAGACCUAUAGUAGCCAUGAUAAAGAAAUAUUGUUUUCUCAGUCUGCGGAGAAUACAUUUGAUCCCAAUUUACCUCCUCUAACUGCUCCACAAAAUACACUAUCAUCUACCCCACAAGAUGAGGAUGACAAUUCUACACCUGCCUUGACAGAUCAUGCAUCAACAUCAGACCUUCAUAAUCCUAAAGCUACUCUUGUUAAUGAAAACCAGCAGUUCAUUCCUUCCCAGGUGGAGGCAUCACCUACUCAAAAUGACAUGUUGGUCACCCCACCUUCAACUUCUGACAUAUCUUUACAUGUUGCAACCAUUGAAACCACUAUACCUCAUAGACAAAUCAAGCAGCCAAUCUGGCUCAAGGAUUAUGUCACCACUAAACCACUAGGGAAACACAUCUAUCCUAUGUCAAACCAUUUGUCAUACAGUCAACUUUCAACUGCAUAUCAGACAUAUCUCCAAGCCUUUUCUGCCUUAGAAUAUGUUUUCCCCUUUAAACAGACCUAUAGUAGCCAUGAUAAAGAAACAUUGUUUUCUCAGUCUGCGGAGAAUACAUUUGAUCCCAAUUUACCUCCUCUAACUGCUCCACAAAAUACACUAUCAUCUACCCCACAAGAUGAGGAUGACAAUUCUACACCUGCCUUAACAGAACCUGAUGCCUUGACAGAUCAUGCAUCAACAUCAGACCUUCAUAAUCCUGAAGCUACUCCUCAUCUAAAGGUUGUCCUUUAUUUCAAAUGGAUGUUAAUAAUGCAUUCCUACAAGGGGACUUAUAUGAGGAAGUCCACAUAUAGCUACCUCAGGGAUUUCACAGUCAUGGGGAGUUCAAGGCAUAAGGAAAAUAUUGUCAUUAUAUUGGUAUAUGUGGAUGAUCUUCUAAUAUCAGGAAGUAGUAGUAGUUUGAUCCAGGAGGCAAAUGAGACUCUACACAGCAACUUUAAGAUGAAAGAACUAGGGGAGCUUAGAUAUUUUAUGGGAAUUGAAGUGAUGAGAUCCAACAAGGGUAUUUUACUCAAUCAGAGAAAAUAUGCCUUGCAACUAAUCUCAGAAGUUGGGCUAAGUUCUUGUAAGCCAGUAUCCACACCAAUGGAACAAAACCACAAGCUUACCACAGUUGAGUAUGAUAAACAUGUUGGCAAUAUUGAUGAUGCAGAAUUGCAGGAAGCAAGUAGCUAUCAAAAAUUAAUUGGCAAGCUGUUGUACUUAACAAUUACAAGGCCAGACAUAUGCUUUGCAGUCCAAGUGUUGAACCAGUUCAUGCAACAUCCUAAAGAAUCACAUAUGGAAGCAGCUUUAAGGGUUGUCAAAUAUAUUAAAGAGAGUUUAAGAUUGGGGAUUCUAUUGAAAGGUGGAACUGCUAAUGAGCUCAUAAUAUAUUGUGACUCGGAUUGGGUAGCCUGCCCAAAUACCAGGAGAAGCAGAAUACAGAAGCAUGGCAGCAGUUAUAGCAGAGCUCAUGUGGAUAAAGGGUAUGUUGGAAGAACUGGGAAACAAAGUAAAGGAACUUAUACAUCUGCAUUGUACAGCAAGGCAUCAUUACAAAUUGCAGGAAGUCCAAUUUUUCACGAAAGAACAAAGUACAUAGAAAUCGACUGUCGUUUUGUAAGGGAAAGAAUCAAGAAAGGAGUAAUCACAACCAACUACAUUCCCACAAAGCAACAAAUGGAAGACCUAAUGACAAAAGGACUUGGAGCAGCCCAACACAAGUUACUCUUAGGCAAGCAAGGAGUGCUCGAUGUAAUCCACCCUCCAGCUUGA